Messenger RNA from Ilex paraguariensis (yerba mate), 1161 nucleotides. The record is from the annotation of a GenBank genome assembly. NCBI's taxonomy places the organism in Eukaryota, Viridiplantae, Streptophyta, Magnoliopsida, Aquifoliales, Aquifoliaceae.
AUGAUCGUUACAGCAGGAGGAAUCGACUGUCAUGUGCACUUCAUAUGCCCGCAACUGGCUUAUGAGUCGAUAUCAAGCGGCAUCACAACAUUAGUAGGAGGUGGAACGGGCCCUGCUGAUGGGACACGAGCAACUACUUGUACACCAGCACCAUCACAUAUGAAAUUGAUGCUGCAAUCUACAGAUGACCUGCCACUAAAUUUUGGGUUCACAGGAAAAGGGAACAGUGCCAAGCCAGAUGGGCUACAUGAAAUAAUCAAGGCUGGAGCAAUGGGACUGAAGCUUCAUGAGGAUUGGGGAACUACUCCUGCUGCUAUAGACAAUUGUUUGACUGUUGCAGAUCAAUAUGACAUUCAGGUUAAUAUCCACGCAGAUACCUUGAAUGAAUCUGGAUUUGUGGAGCACACAAUUGCUGCGAUUAAAGAUAGAACUAUUCAUACUUACCACAGAACAUGGCAAACCGCUCACAAAAUGAAGUUAGUGAGAGGAUCAAUUGAAGCUGAUGGAUCAGACAAUGACAACCUUCGGAUAAAGCGAUACAUCGCCAAGUACACCAUAAAUCCUGCAAUAGCUAAUGGAUUUUCUCAGUAUGUGGGAUCAGUUGAGGUGGGGAAGUUAGCUGAUCUUGUCAUAUGGAAACCAUCUUUCUUUGGGGUAAAACCUGAUAUGGUGAUCAAAGGUGGUGCAAUUGCAUGGGCUGACAUGGGUGAUCCAAAUGCAAGCAUCCCGACUCCUGAACCGGUGGGGAAGUUAGCUGAUCUUGUCAUAUGGAAACCAUCUUUCUUUGGGGUAAAACCUGAUAUGGUGAUCAAAGGUGGUGCAAUUGCAUGGGCUGACAUGGGUGAUCCAAAUGCAAGCAUCCCGACUCCUGAACCGGUGAUGAUGAGGCCCAUGUUUGGAGCAUUUGGCAAGGCUGGAGGUGCUAACUCAAUUGCUUUUGCAGCUGCUGAUUGUGGAAUUAAAACCCUGUACGGACUCAGCAAGAGGGUGGAAGCUGUGGGCAAUGUGAGGGGGCUCAGCAAACUUGACAUGAAGCUCAAUGAUGCUCUUCCAAACAUCAAUGUGGAUCCUGAGACAUACACAGUUACUGCAGACGAUGUGGUUCUUACCUGCACUGCGGCUAUGACGGUCCCUCUUUCUCGAAACUACUUCCUCUUUUAG